AAGAGCUGCAGCGCCGAAGUGACAAUGGCUUCCCUUCACGUUGCUCUUUCUUCAUUUCCCGGUCCCAGUUUCCGGCCAACAGGCAAGUUGGUAAUUCGGUGCUCCGCGGACCGGCAAGCGCUGUUUAAUCGCAUUGCCCCUGUUUAUGAUAAUUUGAAUGAUCUCCUGAGUUUGGGUCAACACCGCAUAUGGAAAAGAAUGGCUGUUUCGUGGAGCGGAGUUAAAGAAGGGGACGAUGUACUAGAUAUCUGUUGUGGAAGUGGGGAUUUGACGUUUCUUUUGUCUGAAAAAGUUGGAUCCCAUGGCAAGGCAGUCGGUCUUGAUUUCUCAAAUGAACAAUUAUUAAUCGCUUCGACUCGGCAGAAAUUACGUUCAAAGACAUGUUACAAGAACAUCAAGUGGAUGGAGGGCAAUGCACUUGAUUUACCCUUUCCUGACUCCUCCUUUGAUGUUGUUACUAUUGGCUAUGGAUUACGAAAUGUAGUAGAUAGACACAGAGCUAUGGCAGAGAUAUGUCGAGUUUUGAAACCAGGCUCAACGUUAUCUGUUCUUGACUUCAAUAAGAGUAUCAACCCCUUGAGCACCGCAGUUCAGGAAUUGAUGAUCGACAAUAUAGUUGUUCCUGUAGCGAGUGGUUAUGGCCUAGAAAAUGAGUACAAAUACUUGAAAAGCUCUAUCAGGGACUUUCUGACAGGAAACGAGUUAGAGAAGCUGGCUCUUGAAGUAGGAUUUUCCACUGCCAAACAUUUUGAGAUAGGAUUUGGAUUUAUGGGAAAUUUGGUAGCCAUUCGCUAGAAUGACUUCAUUUGCUUCAUCUUCCAAUUGCCUUAACAAGCGAGAAAAGAUGCAGUAAGAGGAGGAAUGAGUGGUAUUUUUGCCAAUAGAUAAUAGUAUACUUCUUCCAUCGAUUUCAAGUCAUGUCUAUUAGUGUAUUGAGUAUUUCACCCUGACUGACUGAAGAUAUGUGAU
Solanum verrucosum is the source of this 969-nucleotide messenger RNA. Its product is annotated as 2-phytyl-1,4-beta-naphthoquinone methyltransferase, chloroplastic. Gene Ontology annotation, biological process: phylloquinone biosynthetic process. Lineage: Eukaryota; Viridiplantae; Streptophyta; Magnoliopsida; Solanales; Solanaceae. The record is from RefSeq and is a predicted model, not a curated record. The coding region runs from base 25 to 795 and encodes 256 amino acids. The transcript has 7 exons. Gene Ontology annotation, molecular function: 2-phytyl-1,4-naphthoquinone methyltransferase activity.